This is a messenger RNA of Olea europaea var. sylvestris, 657 nucleotides long. Its product is annotated as protein SPIRAL1-like 3. Gene Ontology annotation, cellular component: cortical microtubule, transverse to long axis. The record is from RefSeq and is a predicted model, not a curated record. Lineage: Eukaryota; Viridiplantae; Streptophyta; Magnoliopsida; Lamiales; Oleaceae. The transcript is spliced from 3 exons. Gene Ontology annotation, biological process: cortical microtubule organization. Bases 133 to 432 code for a protein of 99 amino acids.
AUUCAAAUUUUAAGUUUUCAACCAUUUCCCCUCCUUUAAAUCAACCCCUGACCCCCUCUCUGCGAAAAGGGGGUUCCAUUCCAUCAAUCGUGAUCUGUUCCUAAAGCGGAAAACCUGCAACAGCAUCAGAUUAUGGGCCGUCGAGUCUGUCCUGGAAGUGGUCAGAGUUCUUUGGGUUACCUUUUUGGAGGCGGAGAGGCUCCUAAAAAUCCUCCAACACCAAAGGAUUCGAAUAAUGAGCCGUCUGUGGACAACAAUAAGAAGGCUCCUGCAGGCAUACUUAGUAACACCACAACCAACACUUUCACAAACAACUACCUUCGAGCAGAUGGCCAGAACUGUGGCAACUUUCUAUCGGAUCGACCUUCGACAAAGGUACUGGCAGCACCUGGGGGCAGCUCUUCUUUGGGUUACUUAUUCGGCAACAAUUGAAGUCCACAACAGCUGAAAAUGGUCAUUUUCUAAGAGCUUAUGCAUAAUAUUAGAGACUAGCAAUUGCAUAUGAUCUGCUGCUAGAGCACUAGGAACUGUUUACACUUCCCUGUAGGCUUUCUUAUGACAUUUUGUUGUGGGUUGUCAAUUGCAAUGAAGAACGCUUAGCAUUUUACUAUCAACUCCCAUUUGUGCAGUAAGCUGCAGUAUAGGAAUCAGAAAUUC